Molecule: messenger RNA, 1907 nt
Organism: Fusarium oxysporum Fo47
Lineage: Eukaryota; Fungi; Ascomycota; Sordariomycetes; Hypocreales; Nectriaceae
Product: NOT2/NOT3/NOT5 family protein
Exons: 7
Coding region: 231-1667 (478 amino acids)
Biological process (GO): nuclear-transcribed mRNA poly(A) tail shortening; regulation of DNA-templated transcription
Cellular component (GO): P-body; CCR4-NOT core complex
Source: RefSeq, a predicted model, not a curated record
GAGCCCUUCUCCAACCAGUAGCAAACCUAAAGCCCCAGGCGAAUAAGGCCAGCUCUGAAAGCAAACGAUCGCAUCUACAAACAACAUCCCUACCAUUUUGUCAACCUCCGCACAAAAACGCAUCGACGUCGCACCGAACGAACCCUCUUGCUACGACACUUCGAAUUAACAACAUUGUAUUCCAGCAGCACCUCCACUUUGUUGAUCGCGACAAACCUCUACAGUCAAUCAUGAAUAGGCCAGGGGCAGUGCCACAGACACUCCGCGGGAUGCCUGGUGGCUUUGGAGGUCAACAGCAACCCCAACAACCAGGACGAGCAGGAACGAAUCGAUUACCGAACGGAAAACUAGGGAACAACAACUCUGGCUGGGCGUUUGGAGGGGUUCCCAUGGCUGGAGCAGGUCCCCAAAACGCUGGACGUCAACUUGGCGGAAACGUGAGCUUCGCACAGAGCUUGUCGGGCUCCCAACCUGCAACAUCACUCGACCUAUCCGAAUUCCCAUCAUUAUCGAACAACGCCCAGAUGUCGAACCCCAACCAGUCAUCUAUGUGGUCGACAGCUGGAUCGCGAAACCUGGGUGGUCCCAGUCCGCGCAACCAAGCUACCCCUCAGCAAGGUGGCCAGGAUGAUAUGUUCAGUCCCACCUCUUCCAGAGGGCAAGGCGGGUUCAGAUUCGGUAACCAAGGCAACAUUGGACAACAAACUCAAUCAAGCAGCGUUGACGACUUUCCACCACUGAACCAGACCUCGAAUGGUGAGAUGGGAUCAGAUCGGACGGCGAGCUUGAUGUCAUCUUUAGGCUUCAGCUCUCAGGCCGCCGGUGCUGGACCCUCAGCAAGCAAUAGGGGGAAUGGUCUUCUGAACGCAUUGUCGGCUAACAGCCGAGCGAAUGAAGCCAGGUCGCCGCCUGGUAUUGGAGCCCCCGGCUCUUCAAGACCGCAAGACGGCAAACCUCCUGGCCUGGAAGAGCCCCGGCAAAAGUCUUCCAAGGAGGAUGCGGUACCAGACGAUGCUUCUAAUGCAGCGGAUUAUAACAACGCGGACUAUAGCGCCACGAAUUAUGUGGCACAAACCAUGCAAAAGAGACUCGAUACUGAGGACGUCAUUGACCCUCUAGAGGGUAUGCCAGCAUCCGACAAGUGGGGUCUCAAGGGCUUGACAACGUUGAUGAACAACUAUCCUGACUACCACGCGAUGGUUGUGGGAAUGGACCCUAACUCGUUAGGACUUGACAUCAAUUCUCAAGAGUUGUUUUCGACUCAGAUUUACUCGCUGUUUGAUGACGCACCUCCUCGGCCAGUCCUUUCCAAUGGAAGAUUUCGAUUGCCGGAUUGUUAUAACGUGACAAAUGUGCAACCUAUCGAGAGUAAAAUUCAGAGUUUCAAUGAAGAGACUCUAUUUUGGAUCUUUUACAGCUGUACGGCAGAUGUAAAGCAACAAAUGGCUGCAGUUGAGCUACAUUCACGAAACUGGAGGUGGCACAAGAAACACCAGAUCUGGUUGACCAAAGACGAGCACAUGACUCCUCAAAUACUGAGUCCUAACCAUGAGCGAGGCUAUUACGUCGUCUGGGACACAAACUCCUGGCGCAAAGAGCGUAAAGAGCUCACUCUACACUAUGGCGAUCUAGAUACAACGCUGGGCCAGGCGCAGGUUGUGCCUUGAUAGGAGGAGUACUGAGCACCACGAUUGGAGAGAAUUUCCUUUGGAACAGGUGUGCAUGGGUGACUGAUACGUGAGAAACGUAUAAAGGGGCGUUACGGCAUCAAGACAGGGCAACUGUUUCUCGUGGGGAUGGGAUCGGACCUGGGUUAUGAAUGAACGCUCUUCCAUCACUGAGGGCUGGCUUAUCGCCUGGAUAUCGGACUGUCGUGUCAAUAAAUGAUGCUUUUCAGUUCUGCGCAA